AUGGUGAGGCGCGGAGGGCGGUCGGCACGGCCAGCUAAGCUACACGGCUCGGCCACUGCGGCAACACCCGAAUUCUCCCAGGGCGCUGGCCGCGGGCAGUCGCGGGCGCUGGCGCCCCGGGGGCACAAAUUGGAGGCUUCACAGAUUCCGCCGCCUCAGCCCACGACUCCAGCGGGCGCGCCUGCUAUCGUCGCCGUGCAGUCACCUGCACCGGACGGACGCCUCUCGCCGCCACCACGUGCCCACCUCCGGCCGCCGCCGCCGCGUUCCUCCACAGUGCUGGAACCGAUGGACGCUGAGGCUGCCGUCUCGCAGUCGCCGCCGUGGCCCACAGAGGUCGUUGCUCCGCCUCCUCAUCCGAGCACACCCAGUGGCGGUGCGCGGCCUGGGCGGGUUUCCAGGGACCGUUUUCCUCGCCCCUUCGCGAGCAAUUCGGGGUCACGGGUGGAAAGCAGUGCUGGGAGCAGGGACACAUACUUCGCCAGCUUGGCUGCGCCUAAUUUGUUAUUUCUGGACCCUCCAGCACUGACAAGCGACUUCGGAACCAGAUCCAUUUCUGCCCUCCUCGGUUUUCUGCCGCUGGUUGUUUUGCAGCAGAGUUGGAGGCUUCACGGGUUCCACCGUCUCAGCCCACAUCUCCACCGACAGCCACUGCACCGCUCACGCCUGCCGUCGUCGAAUUCGCUGCUACCGGUCCGGUCACCUGCAUUGGGUGGGCGCCUCCCGCCGCCACCACUGCACCAUCUCCAGCCGGCGUCGCCGCCGACAUGUUCCUCCACAGAGCCGGUACUGAUGGACGCUGAGGGUGCUGUCACGCCGCUGUUCCCAUCGCCCAUGGAGAUCGUUGCUCCGACUCCUCAUCCGAGCAUACGCAGUGGCGGUGCGCGGCCUGGGCAUGUUUUCCACGGGACAUUUUCCUCGCCCCCUCACGAGCAAUUCGGGGUCGCGUAUGGGCAGCACGACUUGUCAGUUCCGCUGUCUGCCCCCUCAGCUGCGCCCCCCUGGGUGCUCCACCUGUCGCCGGAACCCCUACUCAAUGACAGUGCAUCAUUUCAGGGGGGAGGGAUGUGGUAUCGAUAG
Schistocerca gregaria is the source of this 1080-nucleotide messenger RNA. RefSeq lists its product as uncharacterized. The record is from RefSeq and is a predicted model, not a curated record. The transcript has 3 exons. The coding region runs from base 1 to 1080 and encodes 359 amino acids. NCBI's taxonomy places the organism in Eukaryota, Metazoa, Arthropoda, Insecta, Orthoptera, Acrididae.